AUGGUGAUCACCUAUUUCUUCACCAUCAGCGCCUUGCAGACUGAUGCUGCCAUCUGCCUGGAACAGCUGGUACCCCGGCCUGAGUAGAGUGCCACCCUGAUCCUGGGCUUGUUCCCCCAGACCUCAAAGAGAAGCUCUUCCUCUCCUGUUCGCUAAGCCCCGACACAGGAGGGGUAGGAGGAGGGGUCGGUGGGGCCGGGUGGAACUGUGGUACGGGCGUCGCACCAUGCAGUCACUCAGCAAUGAGCAGAAGGCCUCCAAGGUCCUGGGUGUGGUCUUCUUCCUGUUCGUGGUCAUGUAAAGUCCCUUCUUUAUCACCAAUAUACUGGUGGUGGUGUGCCACCCUGUGAACUGUGACCCGGGGGUGAUGGGGGGGCUUCUGAACGUGCUUGUGUGGGUGGAUACCUCUCCUCAGCCAUCAACCCUCUGGUAUACACUCUGUUUAACAAACUCUGUUCAGUUCAUACUGGUCAACACCAUCCCUCCACGGGCCUACAUG
Coregonus sp. 'balchen' is the source of this 499-nucleotide messenger RNA. The record is from the annotation of a GenBank genome assembly. NCBI's taxonomy places the organism in Eukaryota, Metazoa, Chordata, Actinopteri, Salmoniformes, Salmonidae.